AUGGUGUACAUAGCAAGCGCUGAAGCUGAUGACCUUGAUGAUGGCUUAGAAUACGACGUACAAUAUUCUGAGGACGAAGGAGAGUUGGUUGCAUUACCACAACCUACAAUCAAACCGAUCAACAAUGAGAAACCCACAACGAAAUCAAACGACGAGGCUAAUCCACGUAAGCGUAAAAAGGAAUCGUCAAAUUUAAAAGAAAAGAAGAAAAUGAAGAUGGAAUUGGAUACUCAACAAAAGAAGAAUAUUUCAUUAGAAGAAAAUCCUGAAGUAAUUGCUGAAUUUAUUAAUUCAAAAAUCAGUAGAAAACAUACAAAUUUAUCAGCAUUGGAACUAAGUGAUUUAUACUUCACAAAGAAUGAUAUUCGAUCAACUUCUGAAUUCACUAAACCAAGAACAUUGGAUAAUUUACUGGACUAUAUCAAUCAAAGAUUUAAGAAUAUGCUACCUGGCAAACAACAACAGCAGCAACUGGCCAAACUGAAGAACAAAAAGAACAAGAAGGGUGAAGAUGCGAAACAAGAAAGCAACGAUGGUAACGAUGAACAAAUAGAAAAUGCUCGUAAAUUCAUAGCUAUUGUUUCCAUGUCAGCAAUACGAGCAUGUGAUGUACAUCGUGCAACCAAAGACUUGAAUGGAAGUUCGUUAAAACUAAUCAACAAGAACAAAAUAGACGUUGAUUUGAAAUUGGUUAAAUCAACAAAAUCUCGUGUAUUAUGCUGUACGCCAGGGAGACUACAAAAAGUGUUAAACAGUCCAGAUUCACAGUUACAAAAAGCAGAAGUGAAGAUUAUUCUUGUGGAUAAUUCAUAUCUAGAUCAAAAGAAACAAAAUAUAUGGGAUAUAAAGGAGACAUUUGAAGUAUUGAAGGAUUUGACAAAGCAAGGGCUGAAAGUUUACCUUUAUUAA
Lodderomyces orthopsilosis Co 90-125 is the source of this 909-nucleotide messenger RNA. RefSeq lists its product as uncharacterized. The transcript has a single exon. Lineage: Eukaryota; Fungi; Ascomycota; Pichiomycetes; Serinales; Debaryomycetaceae. The coding region runs from base 1 to 909 and encodes 302 amino acids. Gene Ontology annotation, cellular component: nucleus; 90S preribosome. The record is from RefSeq and is a predicted model, not a curated record.